UUUGACGAAUCCCCCUCUCAUGUUUUGUGACGAACCGACCCACGGGCCUCGAUUCCUUCAUGGCCAGAAACAUCGUGCAGGCCAUGAGGAAUAUGGCCCAACAUGGCAAGACUAUUAUUUCGACCAUACAUCAGCCCAGUUCGGAGGUGUUCGAGCAGUUCGACCGCGUGCUGCUGAUGGCCGAAGGGAGAGUGGCCUUCCUCGGUUCGACGGAGGGGGCGCUGGACUUCUUCAAGGGCCUGGGCCACCACUGCCCCGAGAACUUCAAUCCCGCCGACUUCUUCAUCUCGACCCUGGCCAUUCAGCCCGGCGAGGAAGAGGCGUGUCGGGAGUUCGUGGGCGGAGUCUGCGACACCUUUUCGGCGAGUUCGACCGGGCAGGGGGUGCGAGGGGCGGCCAUGGUCAACGCCCGCGGCUCGGAGGCGAACGCGGUCGGCGGGGCGGAGUACGUGGAGAUAAGCAUGUCCCCCUACAAGGCCAGUUGGGGGGAGCAGUGCAAGGCGGUGUUGAAGAGGUCAGUCAUGGAAAACAUCCGGGAACCGAUGGUGUUGAGGGUGAAGCUCUUCCAGACGCUGCUGAUCUCGCUCUUGGUGGGACUAAUCUAUUUGGAUCAAGGCAACGACUACAUUGGGGUUUCCAAUAUCAACGGCGCUAUAUUUCUACUUCUCACUCAGAUGAGCUUUAGCAACACAUUCGGAGUGGUUAAUGCCUUCUGCGCCGAACUCCCCGUCUUCCUCCGCGAGCACUUCAACGGCAUCUAUCGCGUCGACGUCUAUUACCUCAGCAAGAACGUGGCCGAGUUACCCUUUGGUAUCGUGUUACCUUUGAUCUUCACGUCCAUAAUGUACUUCAUGGUCGGGAUGAAUCCUCUGGUGGGGAGGUUCUUCGCCACCGUCGGAAUCCUCAUCCUGGUGGCUAAUGCGGCUGUUUCCUUCGGCUACAUGAUCUCCUGCCUGUCGAAGGACGUGAACGUGGCGCUGGCCCUCUCGGCGCCCCUGCUCAUCCCGCUCAUGCUCUUCGGAGGGUUCUUCCUCAAUUCGCAGUCGGUCCCGUGGUACUUCAUCUGGAUCAAGUACCUCUCGUGGUUCAAUUACGGUAAUGAGGCCUUAAUUAUCAACCAGUGGGCAGGUAUCCAGAACAUUACCUGCCCGGAUGAUGUACCCAUGUGUAGUACCACCGGGGAUGAGGUCAUAACUACUAUGGGGUACAAUGAGGCCAACCUGGGUUACGACAUCGGCAUCCUCCUAGUCCUCAUCGUAGGAUAUCGCUUCAUAGGAUUCUUGCUCCUCGUGGCGAAGACAUCGAGGAAGGAUGUCAAGAAUGUGGAAUAAAGGAUAUUAUCAUU
This is a messenger RNA of Penaeus vannamei (Pacific white shrimp), 1345 nucleotides long. Lineage: Eukaryota; Metazoa; Arthropoda; Malacostraca; Decapoda; Penaeidae. The record is from RefSeq and is a predicted model, not a curated record.